Molecule: messenger RNA, 813 nt
Organism: Dendrobium catenatum
Lineage: Eukaryota; Viridiplantae; Streptophyta; Magnoliopsida; Asparagales; Orchidaceae
Exons: 5
Coding region: 70-606 (178 amino acids)
Source: RefSeq, a predicted model, not a curated record
CUCAGACUCUCUAAAAUCAACACAGCUCCCCUUCUCUCUUCCAUUUCCCCACAGCUCCGCCUCCAAACCAUGCAAUCUUCAAGCGACGAAUCGGCCCCCUCAACAAGUCAAGGAGACUCAACAUCAAUAAGCUCCGGUCAGAAUCCGCCUGUUCAAAGCAAUAACGGUCGGAAUCUUCAGAUCUUGGCCCUAAAUAACAUCCCUCCAUGGGCAAAGUUGGUGUUGGGAUCCGUAGUUCUAUUGGCCAUUCCGUUAUACAGAAGAGUUAUCAGAACACAGAAAUUGAAGAAGACGGUGGAAGCAGCAGUUGAGGUGGCCGAGACCGCGGUGGAGUUGGCUGAGAGGAUGGUGGAGGAGGCGGAGAAAGUGGCUGAGGCGGCCGAGAAGUUGGCCGGAAAAGUAAUUGAGGCGCUUCCUAGUGUAAGAAUGAAGAAGGCGGCUAUCAAAUUGGAGGAACUCGCUGUAUUCGUUGAUAAGAAUGCAGAGGGGGUGGAUUCCUUAAUUAAUACGGUUGAUGAUGUGGUUGAUUUAGAGAUAAAGUUGAAACUGAAGAAUGGAGAAGAGAAGAUUAUUGCAGUGAAGGCAGUGGCACCUGCUUCCACGUAGAGGUGAGGAGGGUCCUCCAUUAAUGACAGAAAAUGGUUAGAGAAAAAAUGCUGCUUUUUUUUUAUAUGAUACUGAAGCUUCGUUUGAGACGGUUUUUUUAAUGUUUUUUAAAGCAGUUUUAUAAUACAAAGGUUUUAAUUUUUGUACUAAAAGGCUACUUCAGGAAGUAGUUGGAAAGCCGUCCCAAACAGAGCCUGAAUGUGAUUA